AAUGUUGAGCAGUUGAGAGCUAUGAGGAUCAUUGCACACUACCUAUGUGCAGGGCCUCGAGAACAACCGCUCAUGUACAUUGGUGGCAGUGCAGGGAUGGGAAAAAGCCAUGUUAUAUGCAGCAUGGAAUCACUGUUUGACAAAUUGUUCAUCCAGGAUAAGCUGCACCUCAGUGCUCCUACAGGAGCAGCAGCAGUCCUGAUUGGAGGGUACACAAUACACUCUCUGACACAGCUACUGGCUAUGUGCAGUUUGAGGGUCAACCAGGAUAGCUUGGAGCAAGUGUGGCAACAUGCACAAUGGCUUGUCAUCAAUGAGAUAUCAAUGGUAUCCAGCAAGUUAUUGUAUGAAAUAUCA
This is a messenger RNA of Dacryopinax primogenitus, 357 nucleotides long. RefSeq lists its product as uncharacterized. Lineage: Eukaryota; Fungi; Basidiomycota; Dacrymycetes; Dacrymycetales; Dacrymycetaceae. The record is from RefSeq and is a predicted model, not a curated record. The annotation marks the transcript as partial. The transcript has a single exon.